UGAAUGCAAAACUCAAGAACAUGUGUGCGGUGGAACUGAAAUGGGAAACUGUACUAAUACCAAUGGCGGUUACACAUGUCAAUGUGCACAAGGGUAUCAGAAUAGUAACACGUCCAACAAAGUAACGCCGUGCAAAGAUAUCGAUGAAUGUAACACAAAAGGGUAUGUGUGUGGAGACAACACUUCUGCAGUUUGUCAAAAUCGUAAUGGAACCUACAACUGUAACUGCAAACAUGGGUAUUAUGCUACGUUUUCAGGGGAAAAAAUCACACUUUGUCAAGAUAUAGACGAGUGUCAUAAUACCUCCUACAACUUCGAGAACGCAGCCUGUGUGAAUCUUGUUGGUGGUUAUUAUGCAAGCUGUUGGAAUGGCUAUAAGAGUUCUUCUGCUUCUAGUCAGUUUAAUUUCAUAUGUGAAGACAUAGACGAAUGUGACACUGCUAGUGAUUAUGAAUGCGGAAACAACGGCACAGGGAGUUGCGAAAACACUAAUGGUUCUUACAAAUGCACCUGCAGUGAUGGGUUUCACGCAAAUCGAACAUCGGAUAAAGUUACUCUCUGUAUAGAUAAGGAUGAAUGUGCAGAUCCAGACUACGUGUGUGGCAAUUAUCAAACUGGCAAUUGCAGCAAUACAAUUGGAAGUUUUGAAUGUACAUGUCUUCCGGGUUUUACACAACACCGUUUAUUGGACAGAAUUAUAAUCUGUGAAGACUUGAAUGAAUGCGAAAACGAUACCUACACGUGUGAUGGAGCAUGUAAAAACUCUCCAGGAGGAUGGGACUGUAAUUGCAACCACGGCUAUACUAGAAACACCAGCCAUGAUGGUCUUCAUAAGUCUUGCAGUGACUUGAAUGAAUGCGAAAACCAUACCUACACGUGUGAUGGAGCAUGUAAAAACUCACAAGGAGGAUGGGACUGUUAUUGCAAGCACGGCUAUACUAAUAACACCAGCCAUGAUGGUCUUCAUAAGUUCUGCAGUGAUAUUAAUGAGUGCGAGUCUGUACAUUCAUGGCAUUGUGACGACCCACAGCAGACGUGUUUAAAUACAGAGGGAAGCUAUCAGUGUGUCUGUCCGUCUGGGUAUACAAUGUCAGCGGAUGGCUCUUCGUGCGAAAUAAAACAAAACUUGCACACCGACUGUCAUGAUGAGGCUUCGUUCGACUGUGCAACGGGUGACAAGUUGUUCGAGAUCUGCAAAAAUGUUGAAAACGCCAGAAAAGUUUGUCCGAGAUAUUGCGGCCUCUGCCAAGACGUGAGCGAUGGAUGGGAACAGUGGUUACCAUGGGGACCAUGUUCUGUGUCAUGUGACGUAGGAAUGCAGACACGGACCAGGUCUUGUUCCAAAAGAGAUGUCCACGGUGACCGUUGUAUAGGCGAUGCACAUGAAUAUAGACUUUGCCAGGGAAACCCUUGUGUUUAUAUUGAUUGCUCUGACCUGCUUACAUCCGGGAAACAGAACACUUCCGGUGUAUACAUGAUCACUACACGGAGAACAAGGGCCAAGAUUAUGGUCUACUGUGACAUGGAAACGUCCGGCGGUGGAUGGACGGUUUUUCAACGGCGAUUAGACGGCUCUGAGGAUUUCAACAGGAAUUUCGAAGAAUAUGAGUAUGGUUUUGGACGAGCUUAUGGCGAAUUCUGGUUAGGUCUGCGCCUUGUUCGCGAGAUGGUUGGCACGGGAAUGUACGAGCUUCGCAUUGACGUUGAAACCGCGAAUGGGACAACCGGAUAUGACGUUUAUGAGCAAUUUAGCGUCUCUGAUCGUCCUUUCUAUACCCUGAGUGUUGGCAAUCGAACAAUGUCUCUCGGAAUGUCACCAGCAAUAUCGAUGGCAGAUGUAAACAAAGAAAACGGCAGUUCUUUUUCAACCAAGGACAUUGACCGUGACCAAAACCAAUUUAGCAGUUGUGCUAGUUCCCAUCAAGGCGGCUGGUGGUAUAACAACUGUUACUCGAAGAACCUCAACGGAAAAUACGUCGAACCUGGCACGAAAGGAAUGCACGAGGGCAUAAUCGAUUUGAGCUUCGAGCGCGCUGAUGGUGAAAGUCUGAAAAAGACGAAAAUGAUGAUUCGUCGGUCUUUUUAACGCUAUGACUCACCGUUUGUGUUUUA
Messenger RNA from Mya arenaria, 2112 nucleotides. Its product is annotated as fibrinogen C domain-containing protein 1-B-like. The transcript is spliced from 14 exons. The coding region runs from base 41 to 2086 and encodes 681 amino acids. The record is from RefSeq and is a predicted model, not a curated record. Lineage: Eukaryota; Metazoa; Mollusca; Bivalvia; Myida; Myidae. Gene Ontology annotation, molecular function: calcium ion binding.